CGACAUAUUACCUGAAAAUUUUGAGUAACUGUCUCAAAAUUGCGAGUAAGUAUCUCAAACUUUCGAGUUAUCAUCUGACCACCCCCGAUGGAAAAAAAAAAAACAGAAAAAAAAAAAAAGAUAAUUGUUUCAGUCCUGUAUUCACUUCCGUAUUUGUUAUUGUAAAUUGUGAAAUUUGUGAUAUGUUAUCUACACACUUGCCAUCCCAUCUUCAUCAUGAUAUGAUAUUACCUCAGUGGUAUGUAUAAUCAGAUACUGAUAAAUAUAGCAAAUGUAUUCAUAAAUAUUAAAUAGAAAUUAUUCAAAUCGCCAUUCAGCUAUUGCACAUCAUGAUGAAAGCAAUGGCUACAGGAGGAGUCCCCAUCAUUUUGAUAAUUUCAAUAUUUUUUGUAGCUUUUUCGACGUCAGCCGAAAUUACAUCUAUAAAACAUGGGAUCACAAAUAAUCCAAGUGAUGAUACAGUGAAAUUGGAAACAAGACGAACGGAAGAGAAAGCUAACGGCCGAGGUAUACCACACGAUUCGUUUUGGAAAAUUGACGAAACAAAUAAUGACACUUUAGAAAACGGAACUGAUCUGCCAGUAAACUCUGAGGUACCAGCCUCAAAACAAAAUUCGUCCACUUUUUUCAACAAAGCCUUCUACAGGCGGCUAUCGAUAGAUCUGACAUCGGAAAAUAAGGAUGAAUUACAAAAAAGACUUUUGGGCCUUAACAUGUGGUUUCCCUGUGGAAAAUAUGACCGUUGUCGUGUUGGACGUAAUUACUGUGAUGCUGAUACAGACAGGUGUGAAAUAUGUAACUCUGAUAUAUGUCAUGGAACCAACGCCGACAGUAUGUGUAACUUUAUGUGUAAAGAGAUUCCACCUCCAGAGGAAACUUCCACAUUCUCAGCAUUUAUCACAUCUCCAGUUCCACUUACAACGGAAGGGGCGGAACGGACUUCGGGAGAGAAAACGUGGGUGAAAAUUGUCAUCAGCCUUGGAGUGGUGGUCCUAGUAGCUAUACUAGUUACAUGUAUAUGGUUGGCAAAAAAGAAAUGUCACCCUUGUAAAAGGAAAGAAACAAACGACAUAGAAGACACUUCAAGAAUGGAAUUGGCUGAAAUGAAUGAAAAUACUCAAGCAACAUCUGAAAAUGAAAACACUUAUACAAAGGAACUGGAUGGGAAUCACCUCGACACUCAAGUGGCCCAUCAAAAUGAUGACCACGUUAACAAACAAGGGACCCGUGAAGAUAGCGGAUCAGCUCGAAAUGAAUUGGUGCCAUCUAAUAAAUAUACAUGCAUAAGGAUAUGAACAAACCACAAAUGUUGAUAUAUGUGAUGAAUGAACAUAACCAAAAACAUUAGCUACUCUACUUAAACUUAUAUGGAGAAAAAGAACUGUGACUGUGUUUCUUCCAGUAAAAAUUAGGAUAAACCUGGGACCAUGGCAAUAAAUGCUUUUAUGAAACUCAUUAAAAAUUAAGAUAUUUAGAUCACAAACUCCUGGCAGUGCAGAUUCUCAUAAUUAGCAAAAUUCUAGUUAACGAAACACCCUUUAACCUCUCUUUGUAGAAUGUAGAAAUCCUUAAACUAGAGUAUUAACUCAUAACAACAUUCUCUGAAUCUCAGAGUUCAAUAAAUAGAACGCCAUAAAGAUCUGAGGUAAUUUACAGGGAUUUUAUUAACCUAACACUUUAAAGUUAAGGUAUGCUUCGAGGUGCAAAGUUGUUCCCUGCAUAUAUGGAGUUUUUUGGAAAUCUGAAUUCGUUUUUUUUUUAAAUCCAUGGUAUUCUAUUGAAGGUCCUUCAACAAAUUGA
This is a messenger RNA of Pecten maximus, 1800 nucleotides long. RefSeq lists its product as uncharacterized. The transcript has 6 exons. NCBI's taxonomy places the organism in Eukaryota, Metazoa, Mollusca, Bivalvia, Pectinida, Pectinidae. The record is from RefSeq and is a predicted model, not a curated record. The coding region runs from base 330 to 1295 and encodes 321 amino acids.